Talpa occidentalis (Iberian mole) is the source of this 1857-nucleotide messenger RNA. It is a transcript of the gene TM6SF1, whose product is annotated as transmembrane 6 superfamily member 1. The record is from RefSeq and is a predicted model, not a curated record. NCBI's taxonomy places the organism in Eukaryota, Metazoa, Chordata, Mammalia, Eulipotyphla, Talpidae. The transcript has 10 exons. Gene Ontology annotation, cellular component: lysosomal membrane. The coding region runs from base 1 to 1113 and encodes 370 amino acids.
AUGAGCGCCUCGGCGGCCACCGGGGUCUUCGCGCUGUCCCUGUCGGCCAUCCCGGCCACCUACGUCUUCAACCACCUGGCGGCCCAGCACGAUUCCUGGACAGUCGUGGGGGUCGCGGCCCUCAUCCUGCUCCUGGUGGCCCUGCUGGCCCGCGUCCUGGUGCAGAGGAAGCCGCCGCGGGACCCACUUUUCUACGUGUACGCGGUGUUCGGAUUUACCAGCGUGGUGAGCCUCAUCAUAGGGCUGGAGCAGGACGGGGUCAUUGAUGGCUUCAUGACGCACUAUCUGCGUGAGGGCGAGCCGCACCUCAACACGGCGCACGCGCACCUCAUCUGCUACUGGGACGGCUCGGCGCACUACCUGCUCUACCUGGUCAUGGUGGCGGCCAUCGCGUGGGAGGAGAGCUACCGGAGCGUCGGGCUGUUCUGGGCGGGCUCCGUGACCAUGAGCGUCGUGGUGCUCGUGCCGGGCAGCAUCGUGGGCAAGUACGGGACGCGGCUGUGCCCGGCCUCGCUCCUGAGCCUGCCCUACGCCUGCCUGCCCGUCUGGGCCGGGUUCCGGAUCUACGCGCAGCCGCCGGACAGCCGCGCCCGCCCCGCCAAGGUGGUGCAGGAAGUCCAGGCCAAGGGCCUGCUGAGGAGACCCCUGGAUCUGAUGCUGGUGCUGGGUCUGCUCCUGGCGGCUGCGUUUAGCCUGUUCCGAGGCCUGGUUGCUCUGGACUGCCCCGCCGAGCUCUGCCGCAUCUACGCACAGUCCCAGGAGCCCUACCUGAGGGACCCUGCCGCCUACCCCAGGAUCCAGAUGCUGGCCCACCUGUUCUACUCCGUCCCCUUCUUCGUGUUCGCGCUGUACGGCCUGGCCGUCCCCGGGUGCUCGUGGCUGCCGGACCUGGCGCUGGUCCACGCGGGAGGGCUGGCCCAGGCUCAGUUUUCGCACAUCGGCGCUUCUCUGCACGCCAGGACGGCCUACGUGUACAGGGUCCCCGAAGAGGCCAAGGUCCUUUUUCUAGUGGUAAACGUGGCGUACGGGGCCCUGCCUCAGCUCCUAGCCUUUCGGUGCCUCCACAGCCCGGAGUUCUUCAUAAAAACGAAAGCAGAUGAAAAGGUUGAAUAAAAUGCUAUUUCUGCUCUUCCGCUGUGGAUCUCUGCCCGCACUGCCCCGCCCGCCGGCCCCUGCACCUUGCACAUGACGCACAGGGGCCCUGCACCCCACUCCCCCUUCCUGGGCCCUGCAGGCACCCCCCCCCCCCUUUCCGUGCCGUGCGGGGAAUUCUCUUUCUCAGGGAAAACUGAAGGUGAGAAACUCCGACUUCAGAGUCUCAACAACGUUGUUUACAGACAGGGGCUUGAAACCCCCUGGGACCAGGCCUGGUCCCGUUUGUCCACGUCACACGGUGGGAGGGCGCCGUCCGGGGCCCACGCUGGGCAGCACAAGGCGAAGCUCUCCAGGCCGGCGGGAAAGGGCCGCGGCAGCCUCGGGCUGGUGCCUCCCUGCCAGCCUCCCGCGCGGGCCCUCAGAGCUUUACAAAACGUCACUUGAAAACUGUUUUCCCAGGGAAAGGAGGAUUUAAUGCUGUUCUAAAAUUUGCUUUCACUAAAUUUUUUGGUGAGUAAAUAGCUUGAGGGAUGGAUGACUUACCAGUGUCCUUAAUUCUCUUUUAUUGCUAACUGGAAAACACUCUAUUGUAUUUCUGUGUAUAUUUUUCAUAAAAUUUUUGGGCUUUCUCGAAGACAAAUCUUAUUAAAUUUGCCACAUCUUACUUUCAGAAAAAGUUGUACUCUUUAUGCUUUUAUUUAAAAAAUCUCUGUUAUGUGUUUUAAUUAAAUGUCAUCUACAUCCUCUGCUUUAGUGUGUGAU